AUGGGCAAGAGCCCUCUCAGGGGCAGCAGGGGCGCAGGCCGCCUGGGAGAAGACGGCUGGGUUGAGGGCCCAGGCAAGAUAGAAGAAAGGAGUCAAGCAGAGCCAAAUGUUCAGACUUCCUGUGGACAGACACUGAGAAGCCCGCAGGAGGGAACGCUGGGCCAGGAAGGCCCAGAGCCCUCUGACCUCGCUUCCCAGGGCUUGCCAGAACUCCACGACCCCUCCAAGGGGCUUGGCGCUGGCCUGAGCCACGAGAGAGCCGAGGGGGCAGAGCCCCAGACACUGUUGACCGACUCUCCUCAGGGUAGCCCUGAGGAGACACCACAGGGUCAGCGUGGGCAGUCGCCUCGGGGUUAUACAGGAGAGUCGACUCGGAGACCAGGCAAAGGGGCUCCUCAGAGCCAAAGAGAAAGGAAGCAGGCUCAGCAGGAAGUCAAAACCCCUCAGUGUGGGGACGGUGGUAAUUCAGAAGUCUGGGGGGAAGCUCAGGGAGUAGCGAAAGUGUGGCGCCAGGAAGAGGGCGACCCUGAGGGCCAUUCCAGGGACGUUUGCAGGUCCCCGGGAAAACCGAUCCCCCAGCAUGCGGAGACGGGGAUACCAGGACCCCCAGGUAGUAGCGCCCAGCUGACACCGGUGGUGGCCACCCAGGAAGGGGCCUGGGCCCCCACCCCUGCCGCGAUGCCUCCUUGGGCCCCAUCCCCUCUCCGAAGGCCGCAGGAGCCCCAGCCGAGGCUCCAGGAUGCUCUCUGGGAGCAGAGAGGCCCUAGGGACCCCAAAUCCUGGAAGGCCGCGUGGCCCGAGCCCCGGAGCAGGGAGGAGGCACCGGCCGGCGCUGAGCAGGAGGCUCUGCAGCGGCUGCUGGAGCUGCACCGCGCGGCCAGGGAGCGGCGGCUGCGGGACCGCGAGCAGCAGCGGCUCCGGGUCCUGGAACGACUCCGCAUCCUCGGGAACCACCGUCGCCGGGUUCACCCUCUGGGGCUCCCUCCCAGCGCAGCUCAGAUGGCACCACAGGGGGAUGCGGCAGGAUGGAGACGCAUCUUGCGGGAGCGGCUGGAACAAGUGCACCGCGGCAGGACUCAGUGGCUGCGGGCCCUCGGGGCCAGGAACACCCAGAACUUUCAGGAGCUACUGUCCCCUGGCACUGAGAAGCCCAGUCCUGGAGAAUAGUGCGCACACCACACAUCCUGCUGCUGUCCUUACUCAGUCCUCGUGGAGAUACGGAGAUGAUGGCUAAGGAAAAGGCCGCAGGGUGACCCCAGGUGUGAGGUAGUUUCAGAAAUGUCCAGAGGGAAGCCUCAAGGCCAAAAAUACACACAGCAAUAUAGCUCCA
Mesocricetus auratus (golden hamster) is the source of this 1330-nucleotide messenger RNA. Its product is annotated as chromosome alignment-maintaining phosphoprotein 1-like. The transcript has 5 exons. Bases 1 to 1167 code for a protein of 388 amino acids. NCBI's taxonomy places the organism in Eukaryota, Metazoa, Chordata, Mammalia, Rodentia, Cricetidae. The record is from RefSeq and is a predicted model, not a curated record.